Oryctolagus cuniculus (rabbit) is the source of this 6172-nucleotide messenger RNA. Lineage: Eukaryota; Metazoa; Chordata; Mammalia; Lagomorpha; Leporidae. The record is from RefSeq and is a predicted model, not a curated record.
GGGGCUUUGCGAGUGGACUGCAUUUCCCAGAGUUCCUCGUACUGGCGGCCGUAAAGCGCGGCGGUCGAACGGCCGGUUCCGGCUGAAUGUCAGUGCGGGGCUGCGGGCCGGGGAGGGAGGUGGUUGGCGGUCCCUUUACCACCUCCGCCGCUGCCUCCUCCGCUUGAGCUGCCGCCGCGGGCGCCAGGCCGCUCGGCUGCUGGGGCAUGAGACCGUGAGGAGAGCGACGGGCCGGGGCCGCCGACAUGUUUGGCCGCUCGCGGAGCUGGGUGGGCGGGGGCCAUGGCAAGUCCUCCCGCAACAUCCAUUCCUUGGACCACCUCAAGUGCAUCAGGAAACAGUGACCUAGGAGUAGAUCUCAACAAAAGAUGUGCAGGACCUUGCCCAGCAAACGGUGGAGGAAAUGCUGUAAAUAUCAUAUUACUACACUGUUGUAUCUGUACCACGUUUUGACCAAAAACACCACAGUCACAGAACAGAACCGGAACCUGCUGGUGGAGACCAUCCGUUCGAUCACCGAGAUCCUGAUCUGGGGAGACCAGAAUGACAGCUCUGUAUUUGACUUCUUCCUGGAGAAGAACAUGUUCGUUUUCUUCUUGAACAUCCUGCGGCAGAAGUCGGGCCGCUACGUGUGCGUCCAGUUGCUGCAGACCCUGAACAUUCUCUUCGAGAAUAUCAGUCACGAGACCUCACUGUAUUAUUUGCUCUCGAAUAACUACGUGAAUUCUAUCAUCGUCCAUAAGUUUGACUUUUCUGACGAGGAGAUUAUGGCGUAUUACAUAUCGUUCCUGAAAACACUCUCCUUGAAGCUCAACAACCACACCGUCCAUUUCUUCUACAAUGAGCACACCAAUGACUUUGCCCUGUACACGGAAGCCAUCAAGUUUUUCAACCACCCUGAAAGCAUGGUUAGAAUUGCUGUAAGAACCAUAACUUUGAAUGUCUACAAAGUGGAUAACCAGGCCAUGCUGCACUAUAUCAGAGAUAAAACUGCUGUCCCGUACUUCUCCAACCUGGUCUGGUUCAUCGGGAGCCACGUGAUCGAGCUUGAUAACUGUGUGCAGACUGACGAGGAGCACAGGAACCGGGGGAAGCUGAGUGACCUGGUGGCCGAGCACCUGGACCACCUGCACUAUCUCAACGACAUCCUCAUCAUCAACUGCGAGUUCCUCAAUGACGUGCUCACCGACCACCUGCUCAACAGGCUCUUCCUGCCCCUCUACGUGUACUCCCUGGAGAACCACGGCAAGGGAGGAGAGCGGCCGAAGAUCAGCCUGCCCGUGUCUCUCUAUCUCCUGUCGCAGGUCUUCCUAAUUAUACAUCACGCACCGCUGGUGAACUCCUUAGCUGAAGUCAUUCUGAACGGUGAUCUGUCUGAGAUGUACGCAAAGGCUGAGCAGGAUGUUCAGAGAAGCUCUGCCAAGCCCAGCAUUCGGUGCUUCGUUAAACCCCCUGAGACACUUGAACGGUCCCUUGAGAUGAACAAGCACAAGGGCAAGAGGCGGGUGCAAAAGAGACCCAAUUACAAAAACGUUGGGGAGGAGGAAGACGAGGAGAAAGGGCCCACCGAGGAUGCCCAGGAAGAUGCCGAGAAGGCUAAAGGCACAGAGGGUGGUCCCGCAGGCGUGAAGACGAGUGGGGAGAGUGAAGAGAUCGAAAUGGUGAUCAUGGAGCGCAGCAAGCUCUCGGAGCUGGCCGCCUGCAGCUCCGUGCAGGAGCAGAACACCACGGACGAGGAGAAGAGUGCCGCCGCCACGAGCUCCGAGAGCGUGCAGUGGAGCAGACCCUUCCUGGAUAUGGUGUACCAUGCCCUGGACAGCCCAGAUGACGACUACCAUGCCCUCUUCGUGCUCUGCCUCCUCUACGCCAUGUCUCACAAUAAAGGAAUGGAUCCUGAAAAAUUAGAGCGAAUCCAGCUUCCGGUGCCCAAUGUGGCUGAGAAGACCACCUACAACCAUCUGCUGGCCGAGAGACUCAUCAGGAUCAUGAACAACGCUGCCCAGCCAGAUGGGAAGAUCCGGCUGGCGACCCUGGAGCUGAGCUGCCUGCUCCUGAAGCAGCAAGUCCUGACCGCCUCUGGCUGCAUCCUCAAGGACGUGCAUCUGGCCUGCCUGGAGGGUGCGAGGGAAGAAAGUGUUCACCUGGUGCGACAUUUUUACAAGGGAGAAGAAAUUUUUCUGGACAUGUUUGAAGAUGAAUACAGGAGCAUGACAAUGAAGCCCAUGAAUGUGGAGUAUCUCAUGAUGGAUGCCUCCAUCCUGCUGCCCCCGACGGGCACGCCGCUGACGGGCAUUGACUUCGUGAAGCGCCUGCCGUGCGGCGACGUGGAGAAGACCCGGCGGGCUAAGUUCCCAGAAGCGGACUUUCUGGUUCAAAGGGCCAUCCGGGUGUUCUUCAUGCUGCGAUGCCUGUCGCUGCAGCUGCGCGGCGAGCCUGAGACCCAGCUGCCCCUGACUCGGGAGGAAGACCUGAUCAAAACCGACGACGUCCUGGAUCUGAACAACAGCGACUUGAUCGCGUGCACAGUGGUCACCAAGGAUGGCGGCAUGGCCCAGCGCUUCCUGGCUGUUGACAUUUACCAGAUGAGUUUGGUGGAGCCGGAUGUGUCCAGACUGGGCUGGGGAGUGGUCAAGUUCGCAGGUCUUCUGCAGGACAUGCAGGUGACGGGUGUGGAGGAUGACAGCCGCGCCCUCAACAUCACCGUGCACAAGCCCGCGUCCAGCCCGCACUCCAGGCCCUUCCCCAUCCUGCAGGCCACCUUCGUCUUCUCGGACCACAUCCGCUGCAUCAUCGCCAAGCAGCGUCUGGCCAAGGGCCGCAUCCAGGCACGGCGCAUGAAGAUGCAGAGGAUCGCUGCCCUCCUGGACCUCCCGAUCCAGCCAACAACCGAAGUCCUGGGCUUUGGACUCGGCUCCUCCAGCUCCACCCAACACCUGCCUUUCCGCUUCUAUGACCAGGGCCGCCGGGGCAGCAGCGACCCCACGGUUCAGCGCUCAGUGUUCGCGUCCGUGGACAAGGUGCCAGGCUUCGCCGUGGCUCAGUGCAUAAACCAGCACAGCUCGCCCUCCCUGUCCUCGCCAUCGCCGCCCUCCGCCAGCGGGAGCCCCAGCGGCAGCACCGGCCACUGUGACUCAGGAGGCGCCAGCUCAUCGUCCACACCCUCCGCCACCCAGAGUCCUGCAGGAGUGGCAGGAAAGGACGCCGGCGAGUGUUCAGCCUGUCGGAGGCCGACAGUCACGGCGGCCACUGGGUUUAGUGCUUCGAACGGCAGCUGCCACGGCAACCCACGCGCAGUCACUUCAGAUGCCCCCACAAGUCCGGAACAGCCUCAGCCUCACCUUCCUGACCAGCUGGUGAUCGUCAACGAAAUAGCAGACUCCAAGCCCAGCAAGAGCUCGGCCAGGGGCGCGGAGGUGGAGACGGCCCACCUGUCCCCCAGCCUCCUCCCUGCCCAGCAGCCCACCAUCUCCCUGCUCUCCGAGGACGCGGCCGACUCGCUGAGCGUGGAGUCGCUGACGCUCGUCCCGCCCGUCGACCCUCACAGCCUCCACACCCUGGCUGGCAUCCCCGGACCUCCCGUGCCGGCUGCAGGGUGCACGGCGACCCCGGACGAGGAGGCCGCGUGUGCCGAGCACUGAGUGGGUGCCGGGGCCUCCCGUGGUGCGUGUGGCCCCACUGGAAGGCACCGCAGGGCAGGCGACUAGCAAGACACCCACAGUUCCGCACGGCCGUCGCCAUCUCCGCCCCUCUCCCUGCGCCCCUCGCAUAUGAAGACUGCUCCGUUGGGAUUUUCCGCUGCGAGGGCAGCCCCCGGGGGCAGGACCCACCGGCACCCCCCCUCCCUCCCACCAGCUCAGCGUGCGCGGGGGAGCCUGCGUAGAAGUUGGUAGAAACGCGGACUUAGAUAAACAUCUCCUCUGGCUAUUUAUUUCUGCCUUUGGCAACAGAUGAGACACAUUUAUUUAAAAAGCACCUCCGUGGAAAAAAUGUCCACAAACAGUCCUCAGCGCCACGGUUUGAUGCCGUGUUGAAAGCGUAGUAAUACUGCUAAGAUUUCGUUUUCAUUUUCCCUUCAACUUCCAAUUUUUUCUUUUUUUGAGUUCUCAGCGUAGCCGCCUGCGUUUUUGAAAGUGGUUCUUACUUCUCUGUUAGCCCCUAACUCUGCAAGCCUGUGGAACGAUUCAGAACUUUCCUGCGAAGGUCAGAUUAUUUUUUAAACAAAAAGAAGGGAGAUACACGCAUUCUCAGGUACACCCAGGACCGGGAGGCCAGUCUCCGCCAACGCCGCCAGGAGGCCACGCGUGACCUGGACGAGAGCUUUCUGUGAGACGGGAGGCCCCAGCCCCUCUGUCCACGGAGGCCAAGCAGGAGCCGGGUUUGCAGCGCCCGUGGCGACACGGAACGUCCCGCCCCGGCUCCCAGGGCAAGGCCACGUUGCAAAAGUGAAAACCCCCGUGGCGAGGCCGCCCUCCAAGCAGUGACUGGGUGUGGCCAGGGGGCGGGGCGGGACCUUGCCCGGCUUUCCGUCGGAGGUGUCCACGGGGGCGUCCACCCACGCCCCGGCUGUGGGGCCGCCUCGGGAUGGUCUGAGAUGGCGCCGGCCACCUGUUCGGGGAACGCUGCCCUCAGCCCUCUGCCACGCCGGCAGCACUGGCGGCCUCCGCUGAGGCGGGACCCGGCUACGGGGGGGAAGCGGCGUUCCCUGCAGGCAUCAGAAGCCCCCAGCGGCUUGUCCACCCAGCUCCCCCGGCCAGGGGACCUGAGCGGGAGCAGAGAGGAGACCGUGGAGGCCGAAGGGCCAGCGAGGGGUGCAAGGAAGCUGCAGCACAGAGCGGGGCUGGUCGGGGGAGGGGCUGCCUCCUCCAGGGGGCCAGCUUGACCUUGUAGACAUGGCUGAGUGGACGUGGGAGCAGGCUAGCCCAGGGCCACGCACAGCUGGCUCUGAAACGCCUGUCUGUGCAGCAGGAAUGGCAGUGGGCCCGGGGCCCCCCUGCCCAGCCGCACUGCUGUAAAAGAACAGCCUGGAGCCCCCGCAGCCACGCCCGGGACCCCCGCCUGCCUUGUAAACCCAGUGGUUCCAGCGGCCUCAUAGAACGGCAUCAGGCGGGGGUGACGGCGUCUCUGCCCACUGCCGCUGGCCGACGACAGGGUGGGCCUGCUGGCCCGAUCCCAGGCCGGCUUCAGCCGCGGCUGGCGGCUCCCCUCAGCAGCUGUGGGGUGGGCCCCCGGCACUGGAGGGGAGCAGACAGAGCGCGCAUCCUUGUCCUGGGAGGUCUGGGAGUCUAGGGGAGGCAGCCAGCCCUGAGGAUCUGAGGAAGGACCCUGCCUCGCCCCGGGCUUGGCUGGCUUGGUGGCAGUGGCCACAGCUGCGUCUUCAGGAAGGCCAUGACCGGAACAGCUGGCACGCUCCAGGCAGCCCUGGCGGGCGGAACACACCGGCUGUCUGGCACAAGGUGGCAGGAGCCGGAGCCAGGACUGUGUGGAAGAGGCAGCCGGGGCCAGGGCCCCCCCAGUCCCCAGCUGGGCCGGGCCGGUUUGCUGAGAUGCAGCCAAGGUGGCCCUGUGACUCUGCACCUGGGCUUUGAGAGUUGCCAUGGAGACUUGGCAGCCGGGACUCCUCUCCCAGCAGGUCAGAGGGCAAGGGGAGGGGCUCCUGUGGACCUGUAAGGAGCCAGCUGCAAAGCCAGGCUGGGGCUGGGGGGCCGUCUUCCUGGGAGCAGGGGCUGCCCCCACCCCCCAGUACCUGCCCAGCCCGAGGCCGCCUCCGGCCAUCUCUGGGGUCAACAAGCCAUCCAGGGGUGAGCCAAGGACGCCUCUGAAACGCGCACCGCAUUUCUCCAAGGUCUCUGAGACAGAGGCACGGGUGAGCUGACCCUGACCCUCUUCUAGACGCAAUAAGUGUGAGACAUUUGAUGUAGUCAUGCUGACGUCAGGCAUAAAUUAUUAGAAUUCCUUGUGUUUCCUUGAACAGAGAGUAUGUAAAUAACUUGUCCCGGGAAGCAGCAGGGGCCAGGAAGUCUUGGUGCUCCUUCCCCUCGGGGUUCUCGGGAAGUACCUGCCCUGGCCAGCGUGAGUCACGCUUCGUGGGUACUGAACACGAGGGUGGAAACGAAAACUGGAACUUCCUUGUAAAUUUGAUCUUGGCAAUAAAAAAGAAAAAGGCUACUGAGAA